AUGGCGCAAUCUGGAUUUGGAAAUGCUUCUUCAAAGAGAGAAAAGAAUUGGUCGGAGAAAUCAUAUCCAGUCUCUACAGCAGCUGAGUUGUAUAAUGGAGAUUCGCCUGCCCAGAAAACAUGCAUAUUUUGUGAAAAGAAGCACAAUAGUCAAGAUUGUUAUCAAGCAGCAAAGAUGAGUCUCGAUAGCAAGAAAACGAAAGUUCAAGAAAAGAGAGCCUGUUUCAUCUGUUUGAGAGUUGGACAUAUUUCGAAAUCGUGCAAGUCUAAAGUGAAGUGUCUUUUGUGUGGGCGUUUGCAUCAGGCCACAAUGUGCCCCGAGAACCCAAAGAAUAAAGUGGAAUCUGCUACGAGUGAGAGUGCAAGUGCGGACACCUCAAUGUCAAAUUACAGUCAUCACGACGUAAUGCUGCAGACGCUGGAAAUACGAAUCAGCAACAAAGCGAAGAAUGAAGAGAGACCGGUUCGUGCCGUGAUUGAUACCGGGUCGCAGAGGUCGUACGUGUCCAAGAAAGCAGUUCAAGUUUUGGGAUUCAAGCCGAUUGGAGAGAAGAAGGUUAUGCAUUCCUUAUUUGGGGGACAACAGACAGAUGAGCAGCGCCACAAGUUAUUUGAGAUUGCUCUGCAAAGUAAGGAUCGUCAGUUUCACUGCAAAAUCAUGGUCUUACAUCAAGAGAAGAUAUGUGGCAAGAUUUCGAGAGUACCACAAGGACCAUGGGUAAAAGAGUUAAAAGGUGCAGGUAUUGAGCUGACUGAUGUUGACGUGGAUGAUGAGCUGAGAGACAUUCAUGUGUUAAUUGGUGCGGAUGUAGCUGGAGAUUUGUUGACUGGAAAUUUAUAUAGGACUUCGAGUGGAUCAGUAGCAAUUGAGACGAGAUUAGGAUGGACACUCAUGGGGAAGAACAAGUCAACGAAAAUGGGUCAAGAUGGAAAUUCACUCAUUGCUACAUCACUGCAUGUUGGGGACUUAGAUAUCCAGGCGUUAUGGAAGCUGGAUGUGAUUGGAAUUAAGGAUCCCUGCGAAACCAAAACAAGAGAAGAACUCAUGGAAUCAGCCUCAACACACUUUAACGAAAAUGUGAAGAUUAAUAGCCAGAAUCGAUACGAGGUCGCUUUGCCAUGGAUUGAGGGUCACAAGCCCGUUUCAGAGAAUCGUCUGCUAGCAGAACGGAGACUUCAGUCCGCGACCAACAAGCUAUUAAGUGCCAAUAAGAUGAAAGAAUAUCAGAAGAUUUUUGAUGAAUGGCUGGAGAGUGGCGUAAUUAAACGGGUACCAGAAGAUGAAAUUGAAAGUGUAGGAAGCUACCUGCCCCACAGACCCGUGUUUAAGCCGAGUAGUACGACCACUCCCACUCGCCCAGUGUUUGAUGCGUCUGCAAAGACGAGCAACUUCCCCUCAUUAAAUGAUUGCUUGGAGAAAGGGGAGAACCUAAUCGAGCUGAUUCCGUCCGUAUUAACGAGAUUCAGAGCAAAACGGUACGGAGUAGUCUCGGAUGUGAAGAAGGCUUUUCUGCAGAUAUCAGUGAGAAGAGAGGACCGGAAUUUCCUAAGAAUCCUAUGGUGGGAGGACUUUGCAACGAAGAAGGUGGAGGUAUUUCGACACUGCCGUGUUGUUUUUGGAGUGUCAUCCAGUCCGUUCUUGUUGGCGUCAACUAUCAACCACCAUUUGGAUAGUGCUGGAGAAGGAGAUCGUGAGGUCGCUCAACUUUUAAAGAAGUCUUUGUAUGUGGAUAACUGUAUCGCCAGCUUAGAUGAUAAAGAAGAGUUGCAGAAAUUUGUGCGAAAAUCCACUGCUAUAAUGGAACAAGGAAGAUUUGAUUUAAGAGGCUGGAUUUGGAGUGGAGAACCAGAAUAUUCGGAUGAUGUUCGGAUCACACCAGUGCUUGGAUUCUGGAAUUUAGAAUCAGAUUGCAUCUCACUUGACGUAAAAGAUGAAGAACUCGACGGAGUUCUUACCAAACGGAAGAUUCUGUCAGCCGCCAAUUCUAUUUACGAUCCUCUCGGUUUCUGCAGUCCCGUCACGCUAAUGCCGAAAUUAUUACUGCAGGAAUUGUGGAUGCUGAAAACCGGGUGGGAUGAGGGCGUGCCUGACUCAGUGAAGAAAGGAUUCGACGUGUGGAGAUCAGAAUUAGCAGCGUUAAAGAAGAUUCAAAUUCCCAGAUGUAUUUUUCGAGAUGUGACGACUAGCCGAAGUAUUCAUGUCUUCUCAGAUGCCAGCAAAUACAGUUCUUGCGUAUUUAUGAGAAGUGAAGGAGUCGACGGAGUUAAUGUGCAAUUGGUGAUGUCAAGAGCUCGCGUGGCUUCAGUAAAGAAGAUGACCAUCCCUCGUUUGGAACUUUUGGGUUGGGAAACACCGUGA
Folsomia candida is the source of this 2358-nucleotide messenger RNA. RefSeq lists its product as uncharacterized. Gene Ontology annotation, molecular function: nucleic acid binding; aspartic-type endopeptidase activity; zinc ion binding. Gene Ontology annotation, biological process: proteolysis. The transcript has a single exon. Bases 1 to 2358 code for a protein of 785 amino acids. The record is from RefSeq and is a predicted model, not a curated record. NCBI's taxonomy places the organism in Eukaryota, Metazoa, Arthropoda, Collembola, Entomobryomorpha, Isotomidae.